UACUCCAGCCGAAAAUUGAAAACAACUUGUUUUUGUUCGGCGUAAUUUAUUUUUGUUAUGAAGACUACAACACAAAAUAUAUUUCAACUUACAAAUAUGCGCACACAUGAAUAACUUUUAUCUGAAUGAAUGUGGUAUGCCGGCGCUGAAAGGGGUACACUAUUCGUAGGUAAUUGGAUGUUAAACAGAUUAAAUGAGAGUGUCUAAAUUAUAAUAACAUUUUCACAGUCAGAUAACAGUCAUCAACAUGUCUAAUAUACAAUGUUUGUGUGGACUCGUUAUAGAAGGCAAAGAUUUAACAGUACCUUUGAAGGAGUCAAAAAUCAAUGCCACAGUCCAGGGAUUUAUAGCCAAUGUAGAGAGUCAGCUGACCUACAUCAAUGAGACCACCGAAGCGUUACAGACAAGGUUUAUCUUUCCUUUGGAUGACAUGUCAGCUGUUUACAAGUUUGAGGCAUAUGUCAACAAAAAGCACAUUAUAGCAGAAUGUAAAGAUAAAGAAGAGGCUAAAAAAACAUAUAAAGAGGCAAUAUCAAGUGGCCACACUGCCUUGUUUAUGUCUGAGGCAGAUACUGCUGGUGAUACAUUUGAAUGUAAACUUGGCAACUUGCCAGCUGGGGAGAGUGCAGUCUUAACAUUGUCCUAUGUUGUAGAACUGUCUGUAGAACCAGAUGGGAAGUUGAGAUUUAUUUUACCAACAGUGCUGAAUCCAAGAUAUUCACCAGAAGUUGGAAAUGUUAUUGAAGCAGGCAGUGAAUCUACUCCUAACCAGGUGGACAUAGGAACUCCUUGUAAACUGACUUUUAGUGCUUCAAUCUCUGGUUGCUACAAUGUGGAAUCCAUUACCAGUCCUAUAGACAAACUAAAUGUCAAAAUCAGUGAUGAUAAAUUAUCAGCUUCUGUGGAUCUGGCAGAAUUGUUCCGGUUUGACCAUGAUUUAACAAUGGAUAUUAAGUAUGAAAACAUCAACAAACCACAAGUCAUUUUAGAGCCAGGAAAUAUAGAAAAAGAUGGUUUCCUGAAAGAAGAUAUUUUAAUGGUCAACUUCUGUCCUGAUAUUAAGCAAGGAACACAUACAGAAAAUAGCCAGAGAGAGUUCAUAUUUGUCAUUGACAGAUCUGGCAGUAUGCAUGGAAAUAGAAUAGAAAAGGCCAAAGAGACUUUGUUAUUGUUGUUGAAGAGUUUACCUGUGGGUUGUAUGUUUAAUGUGGUUUCGUUUGGUAGUGAUCACAGCUUUUUGUUCAAAAAAAGUGAGAUAUACAGUGAAAAAACAUUACAGAAAGCUCUUGGUGUUCAGUCAAAAAUGGAUGCUGAUAUGGGAGGAACAGAAAUAUUAAAGCCUCUUAAAAAGAUUUAUAGUGAAACCUGUAAGCAUGGAUACCCACGUCAGAUAUUUUUGUUGACAGACGGUGAAGUGGGUAACACAUCUGAAGUAAUUUCACUAGUCAGCAGUCAUAAGAAAAAUACAAGAGUUUUUACAUUUGGCAUUGGAGAUGGAGUUUCCACUAGUUUGAUAAAGAAUGUAGCCAAAGCUAGCAGAGGAAAAGCAGUUUUUAUCAAAGAUAAUGAUAACAUGAAAGCAAAGGUUAUAUCUGCAAUGAAGUCAUCCCUAACUGACUGUUUACAUGAUGUAAACCUGAAUUGGGAACUGCCUGAAUGCUUUACAGCUACUACCAUUCCAGUGGAACCACCUGUUAUAUUCAGUGGAGACAAUGUUGUAUUGUUUGCAGUGUUGAAAUCAUCAGAUAGUAAAGUAGAUGUUUCCGGCUCUUUGAACUUGACAGGAACACUAGGAGGAAACAGUGUAUCUUAUCAGAUGAAGAUUGAAAGUGCAAGAUCUCCACACGUAGAUCUACCAUUACAUCGUGUGGCUGCAAAAUACCAGAUUAAAGAACUAGAAAUUGAGGAAAGUAACUCUGAUUUUGAUGAUGGGCAAUCUGGAAAAGAAAAAGAAAAGAUUAUUUUAUUCAGUCAAGCAGCAAACAUUAUUUCCAAAUACACAGCAUUUGUUGGUGUGGAUCAAGAUACUAAAGUACCUGUAACAUUGAUUAAGGAAGUUAACUAUCAGAGUGCAUAUAUGGAUAUGGGGCCUCCAAUGAUGCAAUGUUGUAUGGCUGAUAUAGACGUCUGUUUAGACAGGGGUGAAAUGCUUGCUGAUCUAGAAUGCAAAUCAGUUGAACUGGAAUCUGGUGCAAGUACAUUUAUGGCACGUGCAACAAAGUAUGGUCAGCCAAGGUGGAAAAGGUUUGUGCCAAGUAUGUCCAGUUUUUCUUGGCCAAGCUUCUUAAAAAAAAAGGCCUCUAAAGAAGAAGCUGCAGUACAUAUUGAAGAAGAACAAGAAGGGCAAGAGGCAGAGGAUGGGGACGACUCAUGUACAGAUUUUUCAUCUAAUCAGUUGACAGGAGAUAAAUUGAUGGACCUUGUAUCACAACAAAAUUUUGACGGAUCCUGGACUCCAACUCAAAGAUUGGCUAAAAUAAUAAACACUACAGAAACAAAUUUGAAAGCAAAAUACAAGGGAAGUGUUUGGUGUACAGCAAUAGUGAUUAUUUUCCUGGAGAUCAAUUUCAGUUAUUGUAAAGCAGAAUGGGAUAUGAUUUGUGACAAGGCAACUCAAUGGCUUACAUCUCAAGACAAGGAUGGGAAAACUGUUGAAGAAAUUUUACAAGAAGUCAAGAAAUCUGACAUUGUCAAAAUAAUGUAAAAUAUAAAUACAAUGGAUGCCAAAUGUGAAAGUGCUAUAAAAUAUCUAUUAAGUAAAUGAAAACCAAAAACUGUGAAAAUAUUACUCAAUUUAAUCAACAAAAUUUUUUUUUUAUCAUGAUGAGCCAAACAUUAGUAGAAAUGGAACAUUCAAGGACUUCAAUUAAUCUGUACUGAGAAGGCAUGUAGCAGAUGCACUAACCUAAA
This is a messenger RNA of Mytilus trossulus (common blue mussel), 2910 nucleotides long. RefSeq names its product von Willebrand factor A domain-containing protein 5A-like. NCBI's taxonomy places the organism in Eukaryota, Metazoa, Mollusca, Bivalvia, Mytilida, Mytilidae. The transcript is spliced from 19 exons. The record is from RefSeq and is a predicted model, not a curated record. Bases 248 to 2704 code for a protein of 818 amino acids.